AUGGCAGGCAACGAGUGGAUCAAUGGGUACCUGGAGGCGAUACUGUCCAGCGCAGGAUUCAAUCCGACGAAGUACUUUGUUGAGGAGGUGGUGAAGGGAGUCGACGAGACUGAUCUCCACAGGACUUGGAUUAAGGUUGUCGCCACGAGGAAUGCGAGGGAGAGGAGCUCUAGAUUGGAGAAUAUGUGCUGGAGAAUCUGGCACCUUGCUAGAAAAAAGAAGCAGCUGGAGUGGGAAGAUCUCCAGAGGCUUGCAAAUAGAAGGUGGGAACGGGAACAAGGGCGGAGAGAUGCCACUGAGGACAUGUCAGAAGAUUUGUCGGAGGGUGAAAAGGGAGACAAUUUGGGAGAGUUGGCUCAGAGUGAGACACCGAAGAAACAGAUUCAUAGGAAUUUCUCUGAUCUCCCUGUUUGGUCUGAUGAUAAUAAGGGAAAGAAGCUCUAUGUUGUUCUUGUAAGUUUGCAUGGACUUGUUCGUGGAGAAAACAUGGAGCUUGGUCGUGACUCAGACACAGGAGGACAGAUAAAAUACGUUGUGGAACUAGCCCGAGCUCUCUCGAUGAUGCCAGGAGUUUAUAGAGUAGAUCUUUUCACUCGCCAAAUUUCUUCCCCUGAUGUUGAUUGGAGCUAUGGUGAGCCAACAGAGAUGCUAACCUCAGGCUCCUAUGACACUGAAGGAAACGAUGCAGGAGAGAGUGCAGGAGCUUAUAUCAUAAGAAUCCCAUGUGGGCCACAAGACAAAUAUCUCCGAAAAGAAUUAUUAUGGCCAUAUGUACAAGAAUUUGUUGAUGGAGCUCUAGUUCACAUUCUAAAUAUGUCAAAGGUGUUGGGAGAGCAAGUUGGAGGAGGGCACCCAGUGUGGCCUUAUGUCAUCCAUGGACAUUAUGCUGAUGCUGGUGAUUGUGCUGCUUUGCUCUCUGGUGCUUUAAAUGUGCCGAUGGUUCUUACUGGUCAUUCUUUGGGAAGAAAUAAACUAGAACAACUUUUAAAGCAAGGACGUCAGUCGAAGGAGGAUAUUAAUGCGACUUAUAAGAUAAUGAGGAGGAUAGAAGCUGAGGAGUUGUCGUUGGAUGCUUCUGAGCUUGUUAUUACAAGUACUAAGCAAGAGAUUGAGGAGCAAUGGGGGUUGUAUGAUGGAUUCGAUGUUAAACUUGAGAAGGUUUUGAGGGCUCGUCUUAGACGCGGGGUCAGUUCCCAUGGUCGUUAUAUGCCAAGGAUGGUGGUUAUUCCCCCUGGUAUGGAUUUUAGCAAUGUCGUGGUUCAGGAAGAAAAAGCUGAAGCAGAUGUUGACCUGGCUGCAAUUAUAAGUUCUCCAAAGUCAGUUCCACCUAUUUGGUCUGAGGUGAUGCGAUUCUUUACAAAUCCUCACAAGCCAAUGAUCCUGGCUCUAUCAAGGCCUGACCCUAAAAAGAACAUCACUACACUACUGAAAGCAUUUGGGGAAUGCCGCCCAUUGAGAAACCUUGCAAAUCUCACGUUGAUAAUGGGAAACAGAGACGACAUAGAUGAGAUGUCCACAGGCAAUGCCAAUGUUCUCACAACCGUUCUAAAGCUGAUCGAUAAAUACGAUCUGUAUGGACUAGUGGCAUACCCUAAGCACCAUAACCAAUCUGAUGUCCCUGAAAUAUACAGGCUCGCUGCAAAAACAAAGGGUGUCUUUAUAAAUCCUGCACUAGUCGAGCCCUUUGGUCUUACUUUGAUUGAGGCAGCUGCUCAUGGGCUUCCGAUGGUAGCCACCAGAAAUGGUGGGCCUGUCGAUAUUCAGCGGGCACUGAACAAUGGACUACUUGUAGACCCACAUGAUCAAAAAGCCAUAUCCGAUGCACUUUUAAAGCUCGUUGCAGAUAAGAAUCUAUGGAGUGAAUGCAGGAAAAAUGGUUGGAAGAACAUCCAUCGCUUUUCUUGGCCUGAGCAUUGUCGCACUUAUCUAACAAGAGUAGCAGCUUGUAGAAUGAGGCAUCCUCAGUGGCAAACUGACACUCCUACUGAUGAGGUUGCUGUUGAGGAAUCUCUAGGAGAUUCCUUAAAGGAUGUUCAUGAGUCUUCUCUUAGGCUAUCAAUCGAUGGGGAGAAAAAUUCUGUCAAUGGAGAGAUUGUUGACUCAAAUGAACUUGAUGAAGCAACAGAAGGGGAUCCAGAGAUACAAAACCAAGUUAGACGGAUCCUUAACAAAAUCAAGAAGAAUUUGCCUGAAUCCUCGGGUACUAAUAAUGCUAAAAAGGCAGAUAGUUCAGGGCUUGUUGUACCAAAAUACCCUCUUCUUCGAAGACGACGGAGGCUUUAUGUGAUAGCUCUUGACUGUUAUAAUGAUAAAGGAGAUCCUGAGAAGAAAAUGAUUGAGGUGAUCAAAGAAGUUUUUAAAGCCAUUAAGUCAGAUUCUCAGAUGUCGAGGAUUUCAGGGUUUGCUCUCUCAACUGCGAUGCCUAUUUCUGAGACACUCGAGCUUCUAAAAUUGGGGAAAAUACAGCCUACAGAAUUUGAUGCAAUUAUAUGCAGUAGCGGGAGCGAGGUUUAUUAUCCAGGCACUUCUCAGUCUUUGGAUGCCGAGGGAAAAUUUCGAGCAGACCCAGAUUACGCGACACAUAUUGAAUAUCGUUGGGGUUAUGAUGGAGUUAAGAGGACCAUAGCAAAAUUGAUGAAUUCUCAGGGUAAAUCUGUUGUUGAGGAUUUGACAGCGAGUAAUGCCCACUGUAUCUCAUUUAUGAUUAAAGAUUCAACCAAGGUAAGACCAGUUGAUGAGCUACGUCAGAAGCUUCGGAUGCGUGGUCUCAGAUGCCAUCUUAUGUACUGUAGGAGUUCUACACGGUUGCAAGUCAUUCCUCUUUUGGCAUCUCGGUCUCAAGCACUCAGGUAUCUAUUUGUGCGUUGGGGCCUGAGCGUGACAAACAUGUACGUGAUUCUUGGAGAGAAAGGAGACACUGACCACGAAGAGUUAAUAUCGGGGUCCCACAAGACUGUUAUCAUGAAAGGUAUUGUGGAGAAAGGAUCCGAAGAGCUGUUGAGGACAGCAGGAAGCUACCAAAGAGAAGAUAUUGUUCCUGGUGAGAGCCCCCUCAUCGUCUAUACUGAGGAUGGAGUUCGAUCUGUGGAGAUCAUUAAGGCAUUCAAAGAAGCAUCUAAGGCUGCUUCUGGAUUGUGAUAUGGUGAUAAUUUCUUGGCUCUACACUAUUUUUUUGAAAAGAAGAUCUCAUUAAUGUUUGAUGAGGUGUAUGUAAUAUUUCUGAGUACAGAUCUUUUAUACUAAAAUUUGAUCUGAUAUCAGAUUGUAUGUGGUUCUAUAACCUUGUACAAAAUUACAAGCUCAAGUACACCAAAAUUUUUUAUAAAGAUUGGAACGCAAAAGCUGAAGCGGAAAAAAUCUUAUUUCACUUA
Asparagus officinalis (garden asparagus) is the source of this 3371-nucleotide messenger RNA. RefSeq names its product probable sucrose-phosphate synthase 2. The transcript is spliced from 12 exons. The record is from RefSeq and is a predicted model, not a curated record. Gene Ontology annotation, biological process: sucrose metabolic process. NCBI's taxonomy places the organism in Eukaryota, Viridiplantae, Streptophyta, Magnoliopsida, Asparagales, Asparagaceae. Bases 1 to 3138 code for a protein of 1045 amino acids. Gene Ontology annotation, molecular function: sucrose synthase activity; sucrose-phosphate synthase activity.